AAGCAGAAACUCGUCAGCUUCCACGCUGCGAUCGCUCACGCCGACAUGUGCUCCGAGCACGUUGCGAUUGCGUGCUCGAUGUUUUUGUACUAUUUCUUCCAGAACCACCCGAAGCUUGGCUGGGAUGAGACGACGACGAUCUCCUCUUUAGCCUGA
Molecule: messenger RNA, 156 nt
Organism: Phytophthora sojae
Lineage: Eukaryota; Oomycota; Peronosporomycetes; Peronosporales; Peronosporaceae
Exons: 1
Source: RefSeq, a predicted model, not a curated record